Molecule: messenger RNA, 657 nt
Organism: Elephantulus edwardii (Cape elephant shrew)
Lineage: Eukaryota; Metazoa; Chordata; Mammalia; Macroscelidea; Macroscelididae
Gene: FKBP7
Product: FK506 binding protein 7
Exons: 4
Coding region: 1-657 (218 amino acids)
Molecular function (GO): peptidyl-prolyl cis-trans isomerase activity; calcium ion binding
Source: RefSeq, a predicted model, not a curated record
AUGCAUUUCUUAUUCGGCUUAGUCUUUGUUUCUUAUGUUUGGGGCUUUCUUACUGUUCUGGGACAAAAAAAAGCGGAGAGCAUAGACGAAGUGAAAAUAGAAGUUUUACAUCGUCCAGAAAACUGCUCUAAAAGAAGCAAGAAGGGUGACCUGCUAAAUGCUCAUUACGAUGGCUACUUGGCCGAAGACGGUAAGAAGUUCUACUGCAGCCGGACACAAAAUGAAGGCCACCCUAAAUGGUUUGUACUUGGUGUUGGACACGUAAUAAAAGGCCUAGACAUUGCAAUGAUGGACAUGUGCCCUGGAGAGAAGCGAAAAGUAGUUAUCCCCCCUUCAUUUGCAUAUGGAAAGGAAGGCUAUGUAGAAGGCAAGAUUCCACCUAAUGCCACACUAAUUUUUGAGAUUGAACUUUAUGCUGUGACCAAAGGACCACGGAGCAUUGAAACAUUUAAGCAAAUAGAUGUGAACAGUGACAGACAGCUCUCUAAAGAUGAGAUACGUGAUUACCUAGAAAAGGACUUUGAAAAAGAUGAGAAGCCACGGGACAAGUCCUAUCAGAAUGCAGUUUUGGAAGAUAUUUUCAAAAGGAAUGACCAUGAUGGUGAUGGCUUCAUUUCUCCCCGGGAAUACAAUGUGCAUCAACAUGAUGAGCUAUAG